UGUCUUUUGGUAAGUAUAGUAUGUCCGAGAUAUAAGAGUAUUUAGUACUUUGUCUGGUCUUGGUUUUCUUGCACUACUCCAGCUAGAGUCUGCUACUCUGGUCUUCUUCCUUCACCGCUUCACCUCCCCUUCCUCCAAUUAUUUGCUUUCUUAAACACUCAAGUAUAGCUUGGUCUCAUUUUCAGUUUCUACUCUGCUUAACUAUCACCCCCACCCCACUAUCCAUCCACCCUUAAAAUGCGCCUUCUUCCUUCCCCUCCGCCUGUUUUUCCCAUCCCUCAGCUGGCCUGUGUUCCUGCUUCUCAUGAACCCAUGUCUAGUCUUCCCAGUUUUGUGAUUCUGUAGACUGGCGUUUGGGUGGGAUGGAUUUUGGGGUGGUUGGUUUGGAUGGUUUUGUGGGUUCUGAGAAUGGUUUUACACCUCUAGUUUCAGAAACUGAAGCCAGGCAGAAGUGCUAUGUAUCUGGGUUCCUUAAGCAAGAGAGAUCUGGAGCUGGGGAAGAUGAUUGGAGGAGCUCAAAAAUGGCUAGAACUGAUGAUCUGUCAGCCUCAAAAACAAUGCUGCUCCACCAAAAUACUUCUUCGCUACUAAGAUCUAAUUCUAUGUUCCCUGAUGGUCACCACCAGUCACAAAUGCUGAGUUUCUCUUCGCCCAAAUCAGAAAACGAUGGAGCUUUAGCAGAGAGGGCUUUACAAAAUGCAGUUUUUUCUCACUAUAGCAGUCCAUCCUCUGCUUAUACCAGGAGUACAGGUUUGGGUUAUGGAAGCUUGAAUGCAAGCAUGCAUGGGAUUUUAACAGGGGUUAGAGGGCCAUUCACUCCAUCUCAAUGGAUGGAGCUGGAACACCAGGCCUUGAUCUACAAGUACAUCACUGCAAACGCUCCUAUACCCUCUAAUCUGCUCAUCCCUAUCAGGAAAGCUCUCAACCCGACAGGAUAUUCUGGCUUGUCUGUCGGAUCCUUGAGAUCGAGUACAUUGGGAUGGGGUCCUUUCCAUCUGGGUUUCUCGGGGAACACCGAUCCCGAGCCGGGGAGGUGUCGUCGGACGGAUGGGAAGAAAUGGCGGUGCUCUAGAGAUGCAGUUGCCGAUCAGAAGUACUGUGAGCGGCACAUGAACAGAGGCCGCCAUCGUUCAAGAAAGCCUGUGGAAGGCCAGACUGGCCAUGCCGUCUCCGGAUCCGCCUCCUCUAAGGUGAUGCCAGUGGCUUCCUCAUCAUCUGCUUCGGAGGUUUCAAGCGGCGGUGCAUCCAACAGCCUCACCAUCACGCAGCACCACCAGAUACAGAACUUGCAGCCAGGUGCUGCUGCUAACACUUCUGCGGCCUCCCAUGUCAACAGGGCCUUGAUUAACAAAGGAAAUUUGGGUGAUCGAAUGCAAGAUCAGCAGGGUCUAUCCAUACUCUCCCCUAGCACGAACCUGAAACCCAAAGAUACUCUGUUCUCUGUCCCAAAACAACAAAACCCAUUCGAAGAUUCCUCCCGCACAGAGUUCGGACUCCUGUCCUCCGAUUCUCUCAUCAACCCAUCGAGCAGAGGUGGUUCAGGUUCCUUCUUGAGCAGCAGCAGAAACUUUGGUUCUUUUUCCCCUGACCUCAACGACCGGGAUCCCCAAGCCCAUCAACAUCAUCCUCUCCGCCACUUCAUCGACGACUGGCCGGAGAACAGGUCAGAUAGGUCAGCCGUGACUGCUGCCUGGCCGGAGGUAGAAGAAAUCCAGUCAGACCGAACCCAGUUAUCAAUAUCAAUCCCAGUGGCUUCUUCAGAUUUCUCAUCGUCAUCGCCCUCCCCCACCCAGGAGAAACUCAAGCUGUCACCGCUGAGAUUGUCGCGUGAGUUGGACCCAAUCCAGAUGGGUUUAGGUGUGGGUAGCAUACUGAGUGAGCCAACCAUGGCCACCCAGCGACAGAUGAACUGGAUACCUAGGCCUUGGGAGAAUUCCAUGGGGGGACCUCUCGGGGAGGUCCUGAACAACAACAGCAACAAGACCACUGCUCCUACUAGUACUAGUACUUCAGCAGUAGCAGUGUCCUGCAAGGACUCCUCUGUGUCGGCUCUAAACCUCAUGACCGAAGCGUGGGAUGGGAGCCCUCGGUUAGGGUCGUCGUCAUCCCCGACUGGAGUCUUACAGAAGGCCACCUUUGGUUCCUUCUCUAACAGUAGCUCUGGUAGCAGCCCAGAGCUAAGAAGCAAGACCCACAUUGGGGUUAGCCUUUGUGAUGAUCUCGUUGGUUCUACUCUCUUGUAGGUUGUUAAUUCCUCUAUCCCGGCCCUUGAGGGUGAGACUUGACUAUGUAGUAGUAGUGGGUUGGUUGAAAGAUUGGAACUUGGAAGUACAGCCGAAUGCUUAUCUACUGUGCUGAAGAAUUCUGGCGAUUUAGAUUAAGCAGUUCAGUUUAUGUUUGUUAAUUUGUUUAAUUUAAUUUCUUUUUUUGUUUAGCUCGCUUAUGGUUUGUAGAGCAGAAGCGGAAAACCCUGGGUUUGGUUACGACAGGCUGGUAAUCGGCUACUUUGUCUCCUCUUUUUUC
Molecule: messenger RNA, 2523 nt
Organism: Macadamia integrifolia
Lineage: Eukaryota; Viridiplantae; Streptophyta; Magnoliopsida; Proteales; Proteaceae
Product: growth-regulating factor 1-like
Biological process (GO): developmental process; regulation of DNA-templated transcription; DNA-templated transcription
Cellular component (GO): nucleus
Molecular function (GO): ATP binding
Source: RefSeq, a predicted model, not a curated record